AUGGCGAAUAGCAUAGGUGAACUAUCCAUCGACGGACAUGAUAUUUUGGAAACCCUCGAUGCAGAGCUUGAUAACCAGCUUCUGAGAACCAUGAACGAAGCACGAAUGUCUGUGGAUUCGGUAUUGGAUCAAAUGAACAGCGAUGUCAAGCCUAGCGUUGAGGAACCUGUGCCAAACUCUAUGGCAUGUGGCAAUUCCGAUGGAGUCGACGCCGCAUAUUUCGCCGCUGCAAAUACCAUUGCUGCAGAUACCGCCACUGCGAAUGGAUCUACCAACUUUCGCAAGAAGGAAAUCCCACAAACUCCAGUUGGUCCGCCAGUUGGUCCGCCAGUUGUUGAGUUCGGCAAGCCAUGGAAGCCCACAACCAAUGGGCGAGUAUCAAUCAUCAGGACUGAAAAAUCCCAGGAGGGGAUUCCUCAAACUGAAGCUGGUAAACCUAAACAAUAUACACCUCUGGAGAAAGCGGAAGGAAGUUUCACCCCUUAG
This is a messenger RNA of Pseudogymnoascus destructans, 486 nucleotides long. RefSeq lists its product as uncharacterized. The transcript is spliced from 3 exons. Bases 1 to 486 code for a protein of 161 amino acids. NCBI's taxonomy places the organism in Eukaryota, Fungi, Ascomycota, Leotiomycetes, Thelebolales, Thelebolaceae. The record is from RefSeq and is a predicted model, not a curated record.